Molecule: messenger RNA, 894 nt
Organism: Mollisia scopiformis
Lineage: Eukaryota; Fungi; Ascomycota; Leotiomycetes; Helotiales; Mollisiaceae
Product: ankyrin
Exons: 2
Coding region: 1-537 (178 amino acids)
Biological process (GO): protein targeting to chloroplast
Cellular component (GO): chloroplast outer membrane
Molecular function (GO): chloroplast targeting sequence receptor activity; protein binding
Source: RefSeq, a predicted model, not a curated record
AUGCAAGGCGCUGCAGAAACUGGAAACGUUGAGCUUGUGAGUUUAUUGAUUGAAGCAGGAGCAGACGUGAAUGCUCCGGCCGGCAAUAAAUGGACACCUUCUUUACAUCUGGCAGCAUCCCAAGGGGACAACGACAUUAUCAACUUACUCAUAGACUGUGGCACCGAUGUCAACUUUAGAGUUACGAGUCAAGGAUUAUAUGGAAGAACCGCGCUUCAAGCAGCAUGUAACACGGGAAACUAUGACACGGUACAUCUACUGCUUAGAAAGGGAGCUGAUGUGAACGCAUCGCCUGGUCGGCGUGGAGACAGAUGGUAUAGAGGACUCACAGCACUGCAAGCUGCCGCUGGCGGCGGAUAUCUACGUAUCGUACAGCUUCUUCUGGCGAAUGAGGCAGAUAUCGACGCAGCAGGAGGUGAAAAUGGCGGCCAUACUACUAUUGAAGCAGCUGCGUCUAAUGGGCGUAUAGACAUGUUGAAGCUGUUGCUCAAUGCUGGGGCAGAUAUCACCAGAACGGAUAAGUCCGCCGACAGUUGAAGAAUGCUAUGGCAUAUGCAACUAGGAGUGGCCACGACGCAGCUGCAAAAUUUCUCAAGCAUCAUCAACUUUGCUGAGAGGAGAUGACACUUAUCAUCCAGAUAAACAACUUCAGAAAGAUAAGUAGAUCUCGCAGUGCAACAUCACAAAAAGCAGGAUCCGACAUACCCCAUGGAGAGCUGGAUCAUCCCCGCCUCCACUUCCCGAUCCGCGUUCAACCACUUUCCUACUCUCGAAUCCCUACCCUAGAGCUUCGGCGAUUUAUUUUCAACAAAAAGGAGGGGGAACGCCGACUAUUUCAUAAAGUCUAGACUCGCUUCCUCGGGCUAGCGAAAUUCCGCACCCGAGCACUCAGGG